CACACACACACACACACACACACACACACACACACACACACACUUUUUUGGCCUCUAUUGCAAUUUCCUGUUCUACACUCCUCAUGCUGCACUUCUCUUGUGUGGUAGCUUCAUGAAAAAUGACAGUGUUUGUUUGUGGUGUGAGAGUGGACAAGGAGGACGAGAUGACGUGUCUGAUCAAGGGCUGCAAUUUUGUGCUGAGGAACAUUCCUCACGAGGCCUUCGUAUAUGCCAAGCACGCCGACUCCGAGUUCCGCUUCCAGACCACCCAGCCAGACAUCUUCCCCUACCUGCUCGUCAACAUCGGUUCCGGGGUCUCCAUCGUCAAGGUGGAAUCGGAGGACAAAUUUGAGCGUAUCGGCGGAAGCUCGAUAGGUGGAGGGACAUUCUGGGGACUUGGGGCUUUACUCACCAAAACAAAGAGGUUUGACGAGCUGCUCCAACUGGCCUCGAAGGGGCAGCACACCAGCGUGGACAUGCUGGUCAAAGACAUUUACGGAGGGUCCUACGGCUCUCUGGGCCUCACUGGCGACUUGAUUGCCAGCAGCUUUGGGAAGUCAGCCACGGCGGACAAAGAAUUCUCCAAAGAAGACAUGGCAAAGAGUUUGUUACACAUGAUCAGCAACGACAUCGGGCAGCUGGCCUGCCUGUACGCCAAACUCCACCAGCUGUCGCGGGUCUACUUUGGGGGCUUUUUCAUUCGGGGGCAUCCGGUUACCAUGCACACCAUCACCUACAGCAUCAACUUCUUCACCAAGGGUGAGGUGCAGGCCUUAUUCCUGAGACAUGAAGGCUAUCUGGGAGCCAUCGGGGCUUUUCUCAAAGGAGCGGAGGAAGACAAUCCAAACCAGUACAGCUGGGGGGAGAAUUACGCGGGAAGCUCCGGCCUGCUGAGUAUUUCUCCGGAAAUGAAUCCCAUGCAACGCGCGCGAAGUGGAACGUUCCCCUUCGACAUGCUGGAGAUGGACCGUCUGGAGAGGCAGCUGGUGAAUCUCCAUCUGCUGCAGGACCCGUCUUCCUACAUCCCUGACACGGUGGACCUCACUGAGGACGCCCCGGCCCGCGAAUACUGGCUGGACUGCUUCGAGGAGGCCCUCGACGGAGUGGUGAAGCGAGCAGUGGCCAGCCAGCCCGACAUGGCCGAGUCGGUGGAGCGGGCCGAGAAAUUCCGUCACAAAUACAGACACAAGCUUCAGACUUUGCGCCACCAACCUUUCGCUUACGGGUCCCUCACGGUCCGAAGUCUGCUGGACACGAGGGAGCACUGUUUAAACGAGUUCAAUUUUCCAGAUCCCUACUCCAAGAUCAAACAGAAGGAGAACGACAGCGCGCUCAAGUACUACCAGAAGGCCGUCAGGUCUCUGGAGGAGCUGAGCUGGGAGCAGAGACAGUUUGCGCUCGUCCGGGGCGUCCUGGCCGGCAACGUCUUCGACUGGGGAGCCAAAGCCGUCUCUGACGUCCUUGACUCAGACCCCGAGUUUGGCUUCGAGGAGGCAAAGAGGCAGCUGGAAGAGCGGCCGUGGCUCGUGGAUUCAUACGAUCAAUGGCUCCAGAGACUUAAGGGGCGUCCUCACAAGUGUGCCUUGUUUUUCGUAGAUAAUAGCGGCGUAGACAUCAUUCUAGGAGUGAUGCCUUUUGUCAGGGAGCUGCUCUCUCGGGGAACGGAGGUGGUGCUGGCGAGCAACUCUGGUCCGGCCCUGAACGAUGUCACAAAUGGGGAGCUGCAGAUUCUGACCGAGAGGAUCGCCGCCAUGGAUCCGGUCAUUCAGGCGGGGCUAAAGGACGACAGGUUGACCUUGAUUCAGAGCGGUUCCAGUUCUCCCUGCCUGGAUCUCAGCCGCCUGGACAAAGUCUUGGCCAUGGUGGUGCGCGAGCGUCACACCGACCUGGUGAUCAUUGAGGGUAUGGGCCGGGCCAUCCACACCAAUUACUAUGCGACGCUCAGCUGCGAGAGCCUCAAGAUGGCCGUCAUCAAGAACUCCUGGCUGGCCGAUCGCCUCGGCGGUAAACUCUUCAGCGUGGUCUUCAAGUACGAGGUGCCGGCCAGGGGAGCCCACGCCAAUGCCGUGUGAGCGGAUGCCUUUGUGGACUGAACAUCAUGAAUGUAAGGAGGAUGAGUGAAUGUUUUACAGGCGCAAGGGAAGUGUUACAUUUACUGUAUUUCACAAGCGUCAUUGUUUUAAUGUUUUGGUUCAUUUAGUUCACUCGGCUGGAUUUAAGCUGUGGGUCCAAGUGACCAAUUUCAAUUUAUUGCCCUACAUCAUAUUUAUUUUUCAGACUAUUUAUUCACAAUAAGCUACGAGGACAAGGGACCGCACCCUCCCGUGAAUAGUAAACGUCUGCAAAGAGUAGAUACAUUCACAAAAGGGGUUUGCAAUUGUGUAUAGAUGCCACAAAAUGGUAGCAAAGCAGUUUAAACUGUGAGGAUCAUAAAGCAUCAACACUAUGCUGCUUCAGGCAUUGGGGUCGGCAACCUGAUGUACUCAAAGAGCCACUCAGCCAUCUCCCACAGAAAAAAAAAAAAAAACACCUUAUAUAUUCUGCCAUGUUCAAAGAGCUCAGUAAUUCUUGGUGCCGGUGUUGCACAUUGGCACUGCUUGUGACGCAUAUUUUGAACAACGUAAAAAAAAAAAAAAA
This is a messenger RNA of Hippocampus comes (tiger tail seahorse), 2637 nucleotides long. It is a transcript of the gene pank4, whose product is annotated as pantothenate kinase 4 (inactive). The record is from RefSeq and is a predicted model, not a curated record. Gene Ontology annotation, biological process: coenzyme A biosynthetic process. Lineage: Eukaryota; Metazoa; Chordata; Actinopteri; Syngnathiformes; Syngnathidae. Gene Ontology annotation, molecular function: pantothenate kinase activity; ATP binding. Gene Ontology annotation, cellular component: cytosol; nucleus. The transcript has 17 exons. The coding region runs from base 120 to 2072 and encodes 650 amino acids.